This is a messenger RNA of Alosa sapidissima (American shad), 3201 nucleotides long. RefSeq names its product dihydrolipoyllysine-residue acetyltransferase component of pyruvate dehydrogenase complex, mitochondrial-like. Gene Ontology annotation, molecular function: dihydrolipoyllysine-residue acetyltransferase activity. The transcript is spliced from 14 exons. Gene Ontology annotation, cellular component: pyruvate dehydrogenase complex. NCBI's taxonomy places the organism in Eukaryota, Metazoa, Chordata, Actinopteri, Clupeiformes, Clupeidae. The record is from RefSeq and is a predicted model, not a curated record. Gene Ontology annotation, biological process: pyruvate decarboxylation to acetyl-CoA. The coding region runs from base 240 to 2153 and encodes 637 amino acids.
CGCAGGGUCGUAAAGUGUGACAGCGUGGGACGGGGAGGUCAUUGGAAAGUAAAGAGAAGGGGGUCUGGGCAAGCUUUGGGGCGGAAUCAACGAGUAAUACCUAAAUUGGCCGCUUUAAAGGUUGACAUUAAUUGCAGGCUUAUUAACAUAGCCUCCAAAGCUUGUAAGAGUUGUUCGACAGGAGUAAAAGGACGUUUUGUGCAAGGGUAUUAGCUUACUAGCUAACCAAACUAGCCAAAAUGCUGCGCUUAGUUGUACGUAUGAGGCAGUCGUCUGUCAAUCUCACCCGGUCCUGUAACUCUCUGGGAUUACGAUCGGAACCAGGCCCAUGUCAUCUGAAAAGAUACCACCAUAGCAGAGGGCCGUGUCGCAUCCGGCCACUGAGUAGAGCCACCGGGCUACAGAUCCAGUUUAGCAAAGGUCGCGUCUUGCAUGGCAACCAAAUUGUUAGCAGCUAUCAUCAGAGUCAACGCUUCUAUAGUCUUCCUCCCCAUCAAAAGGUGGAGUUGCCUGCCCUGUCUCCCACAAUGCAGGCAGGCACCAUUGCACGCUGGGAAAAGAAAGAGGGAGAGAAGAUCAGCGAGGGAGAACUGAUUGCUGAGGUGGAGACGGACAAGGCUACAGUGGGCUUUGAGAUAAUGGAUGAGUGUUACCUGGCCAAGAUCCUCGUCCCAGAGGGUACCAGGGAUGUGCCCAUCGGAUCGGUCAUCUGCAUCACUGUGGACAGCGCCGACCAGGUCGCUGCGUUUAAGGACUACACGCUGGAGAUGGCCAACCGUGCUGCCCUUGCUGCUGCUGCCCCUGCUGCGCCACCCACUCCUGCCCCCGCUGCCCCCCCAGCAGCUCCAGGAAGCUCCUACCCCGCCCACCUGAAGAUCCUGCUGCCGGCGCUGUCCCCCACCAUGACCAUGGGCACAGUGCAACGCUGGGAGAAGAAGGUGGGAGAGAAGCUCAGCGAGGGAGACCUGCUGGCCGAGAUCGAGACCGACAAGGCCACCAUAGGUUUUGAGGUGCAGGAGGAGGGUUACCUGGCGAAGAUAAUGAUUAAUGAGGGCACUCGAGACGUUCCACUGGGCACGCCCCUCUGCAUCAUUGUGGAGAACGAGGCCGACAUCAAAGCCUUUGCCGACUACGUAGAGACCGGCAUCGCUGCUCCACCACCGCCGGCUCCCGCACCCACAGCGGCGACUCCUGCCCCCGUGGCUGCCCCUCCCACUCCUGCCCCCACUUCAGCUGCCCCCGCCAAGAAGGGUGGCCGGGUGUUUGCCAGCCCCCUGGCCAAGAAACUGGCAGCAGAGAAGGGCAUCAACCUGGCACAGGUGGCAGGCUCUGGUCCUGAUGGAAGAGUCACCAAGAAGGACAUUGAGAGCUUUGUGCCCCCCAAGGCUGUUCCUGCUGCUGCUCCGGCCCCUGCUGCUGCUGCUCCUACUCCAGUGGCUCCUGCUGCUGCCCCCACAGGAACCUACACAGACAUCCCUAUCAGCAACAUCCGCAAGGUGAUUGCCCAGAGGCUGCUCCAGUCCAAGCAGACCAUCCCUCACUAUUACCUCUCUGUGGAUGUCAACAUGGAACAGGUGCUGGAACUCAGGAAGGAGCUCAACCAGGAGGUGAAGGCUGACAACAUCAAGCUGUCUGUGAAUGAUUUUAUCAUCAAGGCUUCAGCUCUGGCCUGCCUGAAGGUGCCCGAGGCCAACUCCUCUUGGAUGGACACGGUCAUCAGACAGAACCACGUGGUGGACGUGAGUGUAGCAGUUAGCACUCCCAACGGCCUUAUCACUCCCAUAGUGUUCAACGCACACAUCAAAGGGCUGGCGGGCAUCAGCAAAGAUGUCAGCACACUGGCCACCAAAGCUCGCGAUGGCAAACUCCAGCCUCAUGAGUUCCAGGGGGGCACGUUCACCAUCUCCAACCUGGGCAUGUUCGGCGUCAAGAACUUCUCGGCCAUCAUCAACCCCCCCCAGGCCUGCAUCCUGGCAGUGGGGGGGUCGGAGAAGAGGCUGCUCCCUGCCGACAACGAGAAAGGGUUCGACGUAGCCAGCAUGAUGUCCGUCACACUCAGCUGUGACCACCGGGUUGUAGACGGAGCCGUGGGUGCUCAGUGGCUCGCCGAGUUCCGCAAGUUCCUGGAGCGGCCAGUUACCAUGCUGCUGUGACCUCUCAACUCUGACCCCGAGCAACCUCUGCCCCCUGACCUUCGACCCCUCUCAUAGACUCUCUCCCCCUCUCGGGCAGAGCCGCUCGAACCGCCGCAUGGACAGACACUAUCCAACGCGCCACAUCAGUGUUGUCCACCCACACAACGCACAGAAACAACGCACACACACACUCCCAUUCGGUGCGCACAUCAUCUCAAAACUACAAACGCACUCUCUCAAAACGCCACACUUGGAACACCAGAGCCCCACAUCUAGCAGUGGGAGAGGGGGGGGGGGGCUUUGGGUUCAUCCCUGGGGGGGGUCAUACUGCCACCCCCUCACCCGUAGUCAGUCUGAAAGUAAAGGUCAAGUAGAGCUAGCAUUGCAGCCCUAUCUCUGAUGUUCUGUCCGUCUUCUGUCUCAGUCGUGUUUGAAGUCUGCCUGAGAUUCCUCACGGCAGUGAGGAGUGAGCUCCCGUUCAGCCAUGCCAUGUGAAUUAGGUCGAGGAAAAGUGUUACUUAAGGGUGGAUUCUGAUCACACACAUUUGUCCCCCCCCCCCCCCCUGUUUUCUCUUUGAAUUCUCACGCUUUGCUGUAGGUAGCCCAGAGUCCGGGUCACUGUACAUAUGAAGCUGGAGUCUUUAGUCGGUUUAACGUCACAUAUGCCCCUCUCUCUGUUCACACCUGGCCAGGUGGCUCCACCCCACAUCUGCCGGGAGCACACAUCACUCCGCAGAAUGUAAACUCCCGUCACACACACUUCCUGCAGGGGCGUGGCACUUUCUAACCGUUGUGGGAGUGGUUAUUCCUUCAAUGCUGGCAAUUAUCCUGUUAUUUAUUUUGACCGCAUCGUUUGGAUGUUGUCUUAAGGGGAAUGUGAACUUUUAAAAAAGAAACCAUUUUGUUGUGUUUAAAGAAAACUUUUUGUUUUGAAAAAUCAAUGGGAGGUGCUUUUAAUUAAUGUUAUUCUAUUACAGAUUUCAACUCUAUCCCCCAAAAGGUAUUUUAAUGAAAGGGAACUGGGAGGACUGCAGUAUGACAUGAAAUAAAUUCUCUGUGACUUUCA